ACACAAUCGCAAACUCCAAAGUCUGUCUGGACGGCUGUUCAAUUUGUACCUACCUAUAUAAUGUAUAUUAUUAUAAUAUUGUAAUAAAACAACGCGCAUAGUCUUCUACCGGCGGAGUGUCACGACAGAGUGAUAAUAACGACAAUAAUUCUACAGUUCACAAUCAAAGUGCGAAAUGAUUUCGUCGACGUUUUACAUAACUUUGCUGUUCGGUAUUGCGAUGCUGAUUUCAUGUGGCUACGGGCGAUUUUCGACGGAACAAAUCGAUUAUUACGGAAAAGCGUGCAAUGCCAGCGAAGAUGACCUCGUCGUAGUCAAAUCCUACAAAGUACCAACUACAGAAACCGGAAAGUGUCUGAUGAAAUGCAUGAUCACCAAACUAGGACUGCUAAACGACGAUGGUUCGUACAACAAAACUGGCAUGGAAGCGGGUUUGAAGAAAUACUGGUCGGAGUGGUCUACGGAGAAGAUUGAGGCUAUAAACAACAAGUGUUAUGAAGAAGCCUUACUUGUGUCGAAGGAGGUAAUAGCGACGUGCAAUUACUCGUACACUGUGAUGGCAUGUUUGAACAAGCAGUUGGAUCUCGACAAGUCAACUUGAGACUCUUCAGAAUAUUGAAGAGUGAAUCAAGUGGGCCGAAACGAGAGUCAAGCGAACCAGCAUAUUAUUUUUUCAUUUUAAAAAAUCAUAUUAUUUCUACUGUUAUGAUAACUUUAACACCUAAAAAUAUUAUUUAUUAUACAAUAAAGUAUAUUGUUUGAUUUAACAAAUAUACAUAUAUUAUAAACAAUUAGUUUUUGGUUGUCACA
Molecule: messenger RNA, 810 nt
Organism: Myzus persicae (green peach aphid)
Lineage: Eukaryota; Metazoa; Arthropoda; Insecta; Hemiptera; Aphididae
Exons: 7
Coding region: 176-601 (141 amino acids)
Molecular function (GO): odorant binding
Source: RefSeq, a predicted model, not a curated record